AGAAAGGAGCGAAUCCAGUGAGGCCUGCUCGCUCGUACGUCUCUCUUUCACCGCCAAGUGUUCCGGAAGUUAAGGAAAGGAAAAGGAAGUGAGGGAGAAGUUGCCACUUGGCCCUUUAUGGCCGCUGCUGAGGCGGAGGAGGAGGACUCCACCUGCAAUGGCGGCGGCGGGAAAGUGAGGGACAGGUAGUGCUGAGCCCGAGGCACUUCCUCCCUUCUCCUCCUCAGGAAGGUUGUGUGAGGGCCUUGGCGACCUUCCUGGGCGGGAGUCGAGGCCUGGCGUGCCUCUUCUCGAGAGAGGGGCCCCCAGACUCGAAGCAGGGUGCUGCCCGCCCUCCUGUCGCCCAUCCCGGGUCCUUCGGGCCCAUGAGGCCUCCCCUUCUGGAGCCGUGAAGGCCACUUCCUUGGAAAACUGUAACGUAAGAGGAGCCGGCCAUGGACGACUUCUUGUCGAUCAGCCUGCUGUCUCUAGCGAUGCUUGUGGGCUGCUAUGUGGCAGGCAUCAUCCCGUUAGCCGUAAACUUUUCCGAGGAAAGACUAAAGUUGGUGACUGUUCUUGGUGCAGGGCUCCUUUGUGGAACUGCUUUGGCUGUCAUUGUGCCUGAAGGUGUACAUGCACUUUAUGAAGAUGUUUUGGAGGCAAAGCAUCACCCAGCCAGUGAGACUCAAAAGAUGGUUGAAUCUGAGAAAGCAGUCGAGGUACCAGAAGUGCAUGUCCAUGACCACAGUCAUGACCAUGAGAGAUUACAUGCCUAUAUUGGUGUUUCCCUCGUCCUUGGUUUUGUCUUUAUGCUUCUGGUGGAUCAAAUUGGAAGUUCUCAUGUCCACACUGCAGACGACCCAGAAGCAGCAAGGUCGGGCAAUUCCAAAAUCACUACCACACUGGGACUAGUUGUUCAUGCUGCAGCUGAUGGUGUUGCCUUGGGUGCAGCUGCUUCCACAUCUCAGACCAGUGUCCAGCUAAUAGUGUUUGUUGCAAUUAUGUUACAUAAGGCACCAGCUGCCUUUGGCCUUGUCUCUUUCCUCAUGCAUGCUGGUCUUGAACGAAAUCGAAUCAGGAAGCAUUUGCUGGUUUUUGCACUAGCAGCACCUGUCUUGUCAAUGGUAACCUACCUGGGACUAAGCAAGAGCAGCAAACAAGCACUUUCAGAAGUGAAUGCAACUGGAGUUGCCAUGCUCUUCUCUGCUGGAACUUUUCUGUAUGUUGCCACAGUUCAUGUUCUCCCAGAAGUGGGCGGAAUAGGACAUAGCCACAAGCCUGAAUCUGCUGGAGGAAAAGGACUCAGCCGCCUGGAGGUGGCAGCAUUGGUUCUGGGCUGCCUGAUCCCACUCAUUUUGUCCAUUGGACACCAGCAUUAAAGGUCCAGAAUCCAGUUGUAUUCUCAAUCCGAUGUGAGCAGCAUUCAGGUGGCAGCUGCUCUUUUAUCUUUGUCUCUCUUAUCCAUUUAACCAUCCCAUCUAUUUUAAGGAGUUGGAGAGAAGCAUGAUAUGAGAGGAUGCUGCGAAAAAUACCAAUAUAGCAGGACAGAUGGAUAUACAUUCUGUAUAACUUCCCUUUUUUGAAGACAUUUAUUAAGACUUCGUUUGGGAAGAACUCAAUUCCUCAUUGUGAAAUCAUAAUCCAAGCAUUUCCGUAUGCUGGCAGAUUUGCAACUGACAUUAAACUCUGCCUUCAGCGAUGUGGGACUACUUCUUUUCACUUGGUGGCAAUGGCAUGAACUCUCUUAAGAGGAUGCAUCCAGAAAAUAAAUGUUUGUGGAAUGAAGUCCUAGGCAAGAUUUUGUAUGUGUUUAAAAGCUUGAUAGGAACCUUGCAUUGGGGAUUGCUAGAAAGCACAUUGUGGUGUUUCUCAGUGUAACAAUCUAUACAGCAGAAUGCGGGAGCCACAUAGACCUGAAGUUUAGGUUGUUCUGAUCUCUAAGGACCCAGUGUCCAUUGAAACAGGCACUGUACUAAUUCAUUUAUGACGGGUUAUUUUAUAAAAUACAAUAAGGGAAAAUAGGCUAGGAAGAAUGAAGGACCCUGAAAGCAUCAACCUCUGCAGAAGCAAAGCUCAUGAUAACUAAUGUUAUCCCAAGCAAGAAACAUUUUAAUUUAUUUUCAGCCUGUUUAAAUUGAGCCACUUUCUGAAUUAUUUCAGUUAACUCUUAAGUGUAAAUGCAAUUCUGGAAUGCAGUGCCAAUCACUGGUGCCUUUCCAUGUAAGAUCUGUUGCCUAUCGGCUAUUAUUCUGUUGCAUUAUGAAAGAAAUUGUUGUAAAAGCAAUGGACAGUAACCUUAAAGGAUUUGAAAGUAUGCAUAGAUUCUUGGCAUACAUUUUAAUGAGUUUUCAAUCUUCUAUCCCAUUGCCAAAAAUUCUUCAAUUAAUAAUUACAAUUUCAGUGUUUCCAAAUAAGAUAAAAAGUGGAUGGACUCAUUUCUGUAGUACUAGUUAUUCCAUAUUAUAGGUCUCUUUCCCCUCUUUUGUUUCCUUAACGUAUGUGGCCCACAUAAUUUGGAUCUCUUGGUAACAUCCUGGCAAAUUAACAGAGAAACACGUUGUGAUUUUCCAUGAGGGACUUACUUUUUCUCAGUAGGUCACCUCUGCUUGCUGACUUAGUUUGUGCAGCCGCAAUAAUCAAGAUCAGGAUUUCCCUAAUUUUUUUUAAUUGGCACAGAAUAAUAUGCAUAUACAUGUGUUGUGAAGGCUAAUUAUAAAUUGAAUCUGUAAUUGGUUUUAGAUGGCUAAACCAGCACAUCAGGAAAACUCAGUUCAGAAGUGGGUCUACCAGAAGCUGGGAUAAACUGCAUUUGGUGUCUUUUGAUUCUUUAAAUAUGUGCCUGGAGUGAAAGGAAUAUAGGAAUUGUCAAAGAGGCAAUAAGCUGUAUCAGAUGGCAAAUUUGAUUUAUCUAUGGGCCUGCUUUACAGGGUUUUUACUAAUACUAACUUUUGAAAGGCAUAAUGAGUAUAAGAUACUAUAUCACAAAAUUGCUCAAUUUCACAAAAAGCAACUGUUUUAUCUGAUGUGUGAACAAAAAUGGCUUACAUGUGCAUCAGACCUGUCUACUUGGUUUAAAGUAAAGUGGGCAUCGAAAGUGAACUAAAGGUGGCCACUGGUUCAUAGUAGUGGACAAAAUAACAAGCUGAGUAGCAAAAUGGAAAGUUCCGGGCGAAGAACAGAUUCAAACAGAACAUCCAAUGCUGUAUAAAACCCAUUGGCAUAAAAGAUGCGAUGAAAGUUUCAGUUUCCUGGGAUUUUACUAUUUGAGAGUACUCCUUGGAUUACUGUUUUGGGUAGAAGCUGCCUCUACUGAAUCACAUAUUUAUGAAAACAACUUCUGCCUAUUCUAGCUACUUGCCUCACUAGUUUUGGGCUUGGUACCUUUGAUUUUUUUUUAAUGUAAAUGUAUUGUUUGCAUAACGUGCGAAGCCUAGGAGAGCUAAAACAUGAGGAAAUAUAACAAAGGCUUGUGCGGCUACAAUCUUAAUUACAGUGUAGUGGCAAGGAUGCCUUGUUAAACAGAUUUUAGAGUACAACAAUUAUCUAGUGGCAAGAACAGAUUCCUUAAGAUUAUGAAAGACACGGUCUUACAAAGCACCAGGUGUUUAGUCUCUUCUCGCUGUUAGAAUCUUAAGAUACAUUCUUGUUGAGGAGUUUUCUAUGCCCACCCAAAGAAUUAGCACUUGAAAUCAAGCCUUUUUCUAGUCUAAUUCUAGUCUUAUUAGCCACAAUAUGCAUUCUAGUGUAAGCUUCACAUUAGUCUGCUGGGAACUAUGAACUAUGGGAAGGGAUGAUUUAUUUACAGCCUCAUAAAUUUAUGUUUCUACUCAUUGAAUCAGUGGUGACAUGGGCUAAUGGUGGAAAUCAGUUUAGAAUUAAGCUGUAUCUUUGUGCAACAUUGUUUUCAAUCAUUUCACAGAAUAUGCCAUUCUUAAAGGUCUGAAUUAAAGUUUAGUUUAUAAUACCUGUAAGGAGGUGAUAAUGCACAUGUCAAAGGGAGUGUAGAACUGGCAAACAUGGGAAAAUGCUUUUUGAAAUUUCUUGAAUGGCAGAACAUUUCCUUGCUUAUUAGGUAAGGUGCAAACUGUCUUUUCAGGUCCAUUCAUUGAUAGCUAGUUGCAUUCUUCAUAGCCAGCUAUAUUGGAAUGGGAAAACUUGAACUUGUGUAUUGUGCUGCUGUAUUACACUCAUUGUGAUGAACCACAGGAGACUUGGGAUACCCUUUACAUUGGCAUUCAGAAGUGGAGUAUUCAUUUCAAAAAGAGACAAGUUAUUCUGUGCUUCAGUUAUGUCUCUGAACAGCUGUGACUUGCAGUUACAGUCCUCCCUGGACAUAGCUGUAUACCAGAUUUUGUGCACUAAAGUGUAAUUUUAAUGUAUUUUCCAGAUCAUUCGUUACACACAAAAUCAUUCCAUGGAUGGCUGCCUUAUUUUUAAUUUUUUUCACUCUAAUUGUGAACGGUUUAAAAAUGUUUUUAUUAUAUUAAAAUUUUUAUUAGCUGGA
Molecule: messenger RNA, 4483 nt
Organism: Anolis carolinensis (green anole)
Lineage: Eukaryota; Metazoa; Chordata; Lepidosauria; Squamata; Anolidae
Gene: slc39a9
Product: solute carrier family 39 member 9
Exons: 7
Coding region: 435-1358 (307 amino acids)
Biological process (GO): transmembrane transport; zinc ion transport
Cellular component (GO): membrane
Molecular function (GO): metal ion transmembrane transporter activity
Source: RefSeq, a predicted model, not a curated record